AAAACAAUGAGAACUAUUUUCACUACAAACUUGGGCGUUUUCCCACCGAUAGCGCCACUGGUAUUAAAACCAACUGAACUUAGAAUUCGGAAAGGUAGUGACGAAUGCAUAAAAAGAAACAUGAAUAUAUAUUCGAAAUGGAUUGUAAAAAAAAAGUAAAUUCAAUUACAAUUAAAAAAAAAGAAACCAAUACCAAUAAUUAUCAGUAUAGUUGAGCGAUGUAAGAAUGUUUGAUUGGAUAGAGUGCGCUGUUUUCCGAUUAUUAGAAUAAUCGUUGCCUAGUGUUGCCUAGUUCUCUCCAGUUCUCUCCUCUCCAAAUAAAAUCUGGAUAAAUCGUCAGAACCAGUCACAACGUAAUUGUGUUAUAAUCGUAUAACAUUGACUGCAUUUUAGCCUGAGGGUUUUACGCAACAUUGGUGAACGUCUUACGAUGUUCCUUAUCCCCGACAUCGAAUUCAUACGUCGUCAUCAGUUUAAUAUUGCGAAGACAACCAACAUGGCAGUAUAUAUGAAACCUGGUUCCAUGGUGGAUAAUGAUGUUGGUAUACGUAAAAAAUAAAUGUUUCGUGGAUAUUUUUCAAAGACGGGAUACGUCUGAAUAAUAGAGACAAACUCAAAGAUGUACGCCAAGUAACGAACAUUUGAAUGUAUAAUAUAACCGGAAAGACUCUACGACGCAACCGAUCGGCCAUCACUGAUUUUCGAUUGACCAAGUUUGAAUCUUGUAACGGUCGCGCAGGCUUGCUCUGUUGGUAUUCGCAAUACCAGAUAACCAGUACAAACCAAUAAUGGAAGAUACAAACGACAUACUAGUAUGCGCAACAGAAUUUAUAAAAGAUCGAUUAUAUUUUGUAAUGUUGAGGACAAUGAUAAAGCCAAAGAGUACUCCAAACAUCCAUUAUUUCAGUAUCGAUGAAGAACUGGUUUACGAAAAUUUUUAUAAUGAUUUCGGUCCGUUAAAUCUUGCAAUGUUAUAUCACUAUUGCCAAAAGGUUAAUAAAAAACUAAAGGCAGUAACUUUAAAGAAAAAGAAAAUUGUACAUUAUACAACUAUGGAUCCACAGAAAAGAGUCAAUGCUGCUUUCCUUAUAGGAAGCUAUGCUAUAUUAUAUUGUAAACGAACAGCGGAUGAAGUCUAUGAUUGUUUAACUAGUAGUCCUAAUUGUCCGUCGUUUAUUAUGUUUCGCGAUGCUUCUAUUGGUAUGCCAUGUUACCAAAUAUCGUUAAGUGAAUGUCUGAGUGCCAUAUAUAAGUGCCACAGACUUGGAUUCUUUAAUUUUCAAGAUUUUCGUGUUAAAGAAUACGAAUACUUUGAAAGAGUAGAAAAUGGGGAUUUAAAUUGGAUUGUUCCUGAUAAAUUUAUCGCAUUUUGCGGACCUUAUGCUAAAUCUAAAAUAGAAAAUGGGUAUCCACUUCAUGGACCAGAAUCAUAUUUUACGUACUUCCGUGACAACAAUGUAACUACAAUUAUACGACUUAAUACAAAAAUUUAUGAUGCAUCAAGCUUCAUAGAUGCAGGAUUUGAUCAUAAAGACUUAUUUUUUGCCGAUGGUUCAACUCCAACGGAAGCAAUUAUACGUCAAUUUCUUAAAAUAGCAGAGAAUGCAAACGGUGCUGUUGCUGUACAUUGUAAAGCAGGACUUGGCAGGACGGGUACUUUGAUAGCCUGUUACAUCAUGAAACAUUAUCAUUUAACAGCUCACGAAACAAUUGCGUGGAUAAGAAUAUGUAGACCAGGUUCGGUAAUUGGACAUCAGCAAAAUUGUUUAGUGAAAAAUGAGGCAUAUCUGCACUCUCUGUUAAAAGAACCACUACAACCAAAGAAUGGGAAUCCAGUGCAUAAAUAUGGAAUAUAUUCUAUAAUUGGUAGACCUAAGACAGCAUUUUUGACCAAUCUGAAAGAUUCUCAUCUGAUACAAGAUAAUGUUUCUGGAAUUAUGCAUAGAGUCGAUGGAAUUACAUUAGACGACAAUACUCCUGCUGCUGGUACUAGCACAACUAAAUACAUUAGCUUGACUCAAGGCGACAAAUUAAAUCAAAUAAAAGCCAAAAGACGAAAUUUACCAACGAAUCACACGCUUAGUACCACUACUGGAUCAUCAACAGAUGUACACCCAUAUUUAUGUGCAUUAUUACAAACAAGAAGUAAGAAGAGUACAAUUAAUGCAUUAACUGGAAAUAAAAAGAAAGAUCCUACGAAAAGGGUUCUUCUGCCUAGAUCAACUGCAACUAUUGCUAAAAGAAACAGUUGGCUGGUCAACAGUAUCCGUGAUUCACCUCCGCGUCAUGUUAAGUCUACUAAACCAGCAACACAGAUCCAUAAUAUCAACAACAACAACAACAACAACACAACCACCACUACUUCCGUUACAUCAAUAUCUGUAUCGAAACCGGUGACAAGGGCCAGUAUAAGAACUUCCUGCAUCACAGAGACCCGUACUACAAAUGCGUCUGCAAAUCAUUCAGUCGCGCAACCGCAACAGGGCAUGAAUAUGAUUCUCAGGUCUGCAGAUCGAGUAAAUCGCUAUCAUAAUUCUCUAAGGCAUGCGCGCACAACCAAAAGUUAUAAAACUGCAUUUAUCAGAUGACUAACCGAUAUUCUCAGUGACGUUGGGGAGGACAAUCGAGCAGUAAUUCGAGCAUCUCACCAGUGCCGAAGGACUCAUCGCUUAAAUCCAAUCAUUCGAUAAAAUCAUCUCACUGAUCUUCAAUCUUCAACUUGAGCAACUAUGGUCCAAGUUUCUAUUAUAAUCAACGAAGGUCAAAUAGAUCUGCAGUCCCGGUCAUAGCUUUUUCAAGGUAGUUAUUUUAUGUCCAUAUUUGUAUCUUGGAUUAUAAGUUUCUCAUAAUUACUUGCGCUCUGCACAGAUUUGAAAAAUUCUUCCACGUUCUGCGACACGUUGAACGUUCGCAACUAAACACAGCGUGAUUUUCAUUCGUCUUCAUUAAUUGCGUCUCUUUCUGCUGGUCAGAAAAACGUAACACCGUAAACGUACUUUCGAACGCUUUAAAUAUAUUAAUUUUUACCUCCGUUCUCUUUGCUCUCGAUAGAAACUUACAAUCCCAAUGUGCAUUCUUACUUAUACCUAUGUAAUUAACAUAACUUAUUUAUCUUCAUAUAAAAUAUAUCUAUACACACACAUAACUCUUGCACAUAUAUUUAUUAAAUUAUGAAAGAGUGUUUGUACUAUAUAGACAUUUAAAUUUUAAGUUGAAACGGCAAUUUAUGGAUAAACAUAGAUUUUACAAGUAGACAUAAAUUUGUUAUUGUGCUAAUCAUAUUACACGCAUAAUAUUCAUUAAUCAGAAAUUGCAAUCAUAGUAUAAUAAAAAUUAGUUUGAAUUAUAAAUAAUUAAUUUACCUAUACUAUUAUCUGUAGCAAUUUUAACUGUAUCUUCAGAUAUUUUUGUUUAUUCAUAUAAGUUUGUGGAACAUUAUUUUUUUUUUACUGUACUUGAAUUUAUUACUUGACAAUGUCUUGGAUACAAAACAUAUCAGAAAAUGUGAUUUGAGGAAUCAUUAUAAUAGCCAUUAAAAUAUGUAUCUCAUUGCAACCAUCUAUGUCUACACAGGGUGAUUACGAAGUGUUAAUAUAAUGAUGUAUAUAAUACAUAUGCUUUCAUGUAUUAAUAGUUUGAAAAGAAAGCAAAGAGGAUUAGUAAAAAUAAUUUUUUUUUUAUUUUAAUACAAGUGGUGACUACACCAUUUUAAUCUUACAUUCGUUCAUACUAAUGAAAAUAAUCCGAAAUUUAAAAUGUCUAUAUUUCAUCAAGUAAUCUGAAGGUGCAGUUAAAAGAAAUAAAUUUUCUUUUUGUAACUUUUUAUACAAUGUAAAUAGGAAAAUAUGUUUAUUAUUCAAAAUGCUGUUGAGUAUAAUUAUAAAAAUAAGAUGAUAAGCUGUUACAAGUGUUUAUGUACAUUUUACGCCAUACUUUUCUAGAAAGAAGUACCGCUUUUUAAGGUGAAGUGUAACAGCUUUACAAAGCAAUAUAUCGUAUAGUCGAAAUUAUACAUUGUGGCAGCAUUUCUAGUUUCUUAAAUAUCUCUUAUUAUUUAAAAUAUUUUGCAAAGCAAUUUCCUCGUCGUUAAUUAGUUCAAUAUAUAAUUUUAUUCUAAAGCUAAAGAUCAUCAAAUUGUAUAAUGUACAUAUUGAACUGUUUGGUAUGGUAAAGUUAUUUUAUAUAAAUAUAUGCUUAAAACAUACUGUGAAAACAUUAAAGAAUUUUUGAUUUUCUAAAAUACUUGAGAAGCUUUGCAUAAACUUUAUAAUAUUGUUGAUAGUAAAGGAACAGUAAUUGGAAUACAUUAAAAAGAUGAUACGCGAUAAUGUGCAGCGUGAAUAAUCAUGUAUGAUUACCGUUUUAUUAACUUUAUUCUAUGUAGAAUAUGUAAUUAAAUUAAUAGAUACGUUGGUAGUAGUGUGUAAUACACGAGUGAAUGUAAUAUUUUUGUUAAUAUAACCUAUUGUAAUUCAUAAAUGGAUUUAUUUUGGAAAGUAUUUUGAAAUUUAUGUACUUGUGAAACAUGAUACACUUUUUCGCAUCGAAUUUGAGUUCCGUGUCUAUUUUUGUUAAUGUUUUUUUUUUUUGUUAAUACAACGUACUUUUCGCAGUAAAUCCAUUUAUACAUUAAAAUAGAUCACAUGUAUGUGCGUGAUGUAUCUAUAUUUAUAUACAGGUUGUUUCAUAAGGACGAGACAAAUCGAAACAUGAGACUUCUUUAUGUGCAUAUUUCGAUACGUCCUAUACUUUUGAGAUGUCCUGUUAUAAAUUAAUGCAUUUUAUAAAAAGUGUCAUUAAUAUAUACAUUAUAUAUAUAUAUAUAUACGAGGACGAAGAUAUUUUAAUAAUAUAAAAGAAUGUAUUGUAUACUGUGUCCUUAAAAUCUAAGACUAUGGAGAAAGUACAUUUUUUAAUUGAAAAAAAUUUGUAAUUGUAAAAUAAAUUGUAAACUGGUUGUUUCGAAAGAAUCUGAUUUAUGAUUAAACAUUGCGAAUUUUAUGUGUAAAAUUCGUUGCAUAAUUUAUAAUUAUAUAAUUGAACAUAAUAUAGGAUUAUGUAUCUACAUGUCAUAUCGAAGAUUGAAUACUGUUAAAUAACAUAGUACAGAAAUUAAGAAUUAGACUCUCGUAACAAGUGUUAGAGAAAUUUUAUAUUUAUAUAGCUAGAUAUAUUUACAAAGUAAUUUCAGUUGAUUGUCAUCUAGUUUAUAAAUAACAUUGAGUACAAACCUGCAAUGUUUCGAUGUUUUGCCUUAAAUAUGCAAUUAAAUCAUAAAAAGAUUAUUUCAUAUAUUUUAUACACGGAAAUGUAAGUGAUUAAUUCUAAAAUAAUUUACUUUUUUGUAUCUCUAAUUUAAUGUAGAAGAUAUACUACAUUAUGUUGUAAUAUUACGAACAUAGUAUUAUCUAUAUUAUACCGCUUUGCUAGCAAUCAAAAUCAAAGUGCAAAAUUAUUGCAUUUUGAUUAAAAAAAAUAUGUUUAUUCACUGUUAUGAUUAUGUUAAAGUUUAGCAUACAAUAGAGUAUUAUUUAACAAUCAUGGCAUAUAAGCUUUUUUAUAGUUAUUAUAUAAACAAAAAAGAACCGCCUGAAAGUAAAGAGAAUUCCAAUACAUUUAACCACGCGAAACGAUACGGCUGAACUCUGGCCGUCGAUAAUCCGGUUAGAAGUUUCCUAGCGAAAAGUAGUGGUUGUUCGACACGUUGUGUGUGCGUGCGUGCGUGCGUGCGUGCGUGCGCGUGUGUGUGCGCGCACACAAGGAUCUAACCACAACAGUUGUUGCUUGUCAAGGAACCACGACAUGUCCCAUAGCGGUUAACGAGCCCCCGGUGACCAGACUUGGCUACAUUGUAAAGGUAACUCGUUGACUAGAUAUACUACUUGCCCAUACGGCAUGAUGGAUAUUAGUUUUGCAUUUCAUACGUUAAUUAACUUGUUUGAAACUAUUUGCUAUUACUCUUCAGAUUUUCAUAGAUCUAUGGGAAAAGUUACGUAGACGCGUUCGCGUCUAUUAAUGCGAGCCUAUUAAUUGCUUUCUGUUCGUUUGUUAACGCACUAUUAUAGUUACUUUGAACUCGUGAGAGUCAAUUAAUUUAUAAUGUACGGUUAAGGUAAACAUGCGUAAAGAAUAUCUGUGUCACAGGCAGAUGGUCGAUAACGCAUGUAAUAUUUAUAGGGAAGAAUACGAAAGAGGGUUUAAAAUAGUUCGAUAAUGAUUGUUAUUACGAGGGUUGCAUCAUUUGUCCACAUAUUAAUUCGUGUGCUUUAAGAAGUUGUACUUGCUCGACGAUGAAAUACAUUAAAUUGUCAUUUAUGUGUACUAGGUUUUGUGAAUGAAAAUCAAUAUUACAAAAAAUUGAAUUACUAUCCUUGUACGUCGUGUGAACGACUGAUUGUGAGACCUAUUAAAAACGAAAAACGUCCAUCAAAAACCAACUGAUCGUUUAUUAUUAAUUUCGCAA
Molecule: messenger RNA, 6463 nt
Organism: Hylaeus volcanicus
Lineage: Eukaryota; Metazoa; Arthropoda; Insecta; Hymenoptera; Colletidae
Gene: cdc14
Product: dual specificity protein phosphatase CDC14C
Exons: 9
Coding region: 789-2588 (599 amino acids)
Biological process (GO): microtubule cytoskeleton organization; cilium assembly; regulation of exit from mitosis
Cellular component (GO): spindle pole; mitotic spindle; centrosome
Molecular function (GO): protein tyrosine/serine/threonine phosphatase activity; protein serine/threonine phosphatase activity
Source: RefSeq, a predicted model, not a curated record